GUGAAGGGCGAGCGGAAUUGGAACAAGAGGAGAGAGUGCCAAACAAGCCCAGACUUGACUUGAAGGCCGCCUUCGUCUUGCCUCCUAGGGGGGUUGGCUUCAAGGCUGAGAAAGGCCAGGAAAAUAUACAGGAAAACAGCAGACCUAUUGACAGUUCCGUGUGUCAAAAAAGAUCGGAUUUUUCGUACCUCCCUAUCACUCUGUUUCCAAGAUGACUUUGCCUCUUUGGACCAGAGGGAACCGCUCACUUUAAAGCUGGAUCUCUACACGAUGGAAGCCCAUCAGGACUUUCGACUGACUUGGGUGAACUACUCGCAGAAACUGACCGAGGCUUUUAACAAGUUCCUAACCCGUGAAUCCUUGUGUAAUGUGACUUUGAGUGUGCAUCGGAAAACCAUCAAGGCUCAUCAAGCCAUUCUUUCGGCUUGCUCACCCUGGUUUGAAGAGAUCCUCUUGGAGAACCAACAUCCACAUCCCAUCAUCAUCCUCAAGGAUGUGCGAUAUGAGGACCUGAGAAACAUUAUCAAAUUCAUAUAUACCGGGGAGGUUUCUGUACCGCAACAUGAGUUGCAGGACUUCCUUCGGACGGCCGAGCUCCUGGAAAUCAAGGGUCUCUUGAAGAGCUUCUCGGAUAAUGAGCCCACUACCCCAAGCUUUUCUACCCUGGUCACAACCACACCCAAUCCCAUGGGCACCCUGCAGAAUCAUGGAGGAACGAGUCAUAUUGUCCAGACCAACCAUCUGCCAACACUGCCCACCGUUCCAGUUAGCUCACUAGUGCUCAACAACCACAACUCUAUUAACAAUGAAGUUCCUAUCAAUGAGCUCGUGUCCCAGAUCAAAGUCCCGGUUUCUCUGCCUCUUCAUCCCGCGUCCCCAUCCUCUCCCAAUCCUCAAUUCCACGAUGGGCACACUCAAGGAAAGAAGCGAAGGCUCAAUGAACACAAGUUGGGAUCAGGGAUCAAAAAGCGUCCCAUGAACCAGACCGCUACCCACACUUUGAUUCAUCCAACAACCCAUGUUAUCGUUAGCUCUGAUCAAGCUUCUCUAGUUCAAACCACAGACAAUGGAGCAUCCCUCCUAACUGCCACCGCCAUUGAUGGGGAUGGUGUCAAUUGGAUGGAAGAAUCCUCACCUAGGCAUAAUGAUGAAGUUCAAAACCAUUCCGAUCACAGCCAUGAAACGCUAACUCCAGCUCAAGUGGUGGCCAAUGGGGUAAAUGAUUGUGGCGCAUUCAAGAGGAUUUGGGCGGAGCGCUACCUUUGCUACAACUUGGGACGGGAGAUUAUCUGUCUUCUAUGCUUUUGUCGAUUCACUCAAUUUAAGAAGUUCAACUUGGAGAGACACAUGAGGAACAAACAUGCUCAAUUGUACAACUUGACAGAGGCCACAAGGAAACAAAUCUUGGAACGGUACGUGGCCCGGUAUGAAGAACAUGUGACCCCUGGAAUGGUGGCCAGUGUGCCAGCCCAUGGCAAUGAGCACAUGGCAAGUGAGAUCAUGGCUGUGGGACCCAUACAACUAGAUGAUCUUGACUUAGAUCUAGACCUGGAAACUUCCGUCAUGCCCCAGCUGCACAUACCUGGGGGCCAGGAUGGUGAUGAAGAAGGCAAUAAGACCAAAAUGGAUGGAACAAAGCUGGAACCACCCGAAGGCGGAGUGGAUGAUAGGGAUCAAAAAGCCACUCCAACUCCGCCCUCUGCUGACAUGGUGGUUAAUGACCCAUUGCAAAACCCUCCUGAGCAACUGAUUGUUGAGUGCGAGUUGGAAGAACCCGUUGUGGGUGCUGAAAUGGUCCUAGUCAAGCAGGAAAAGGGGUUUUCUUUGUAAUGGGAUUGAAACAAAAUUUAAGUAUUAUGAUACCCUUCCAUUAGGGGUUACUGUUGCCAUUUCUUUACUCCCUAUCAUGUUGUGUGACCUGAAUGUUCCAAAUCAACCGCCAAGUCACCUGAUCUUCCCUCUUGGUUCGGCUUCUCUAUGGUUUUUCAUGGGUAAAAGUUAACGAAGUACAAAAUUCAUCGCUUUUCCCUCUAGACCAUAGCUCGUUUUCGACUGCUAACCGUCACGGAUCUAGAUUCUGAAGCUCAAACUAAAUUUUAACUCGUAUGAAGUUUUUUUUGAUGAUUGACUUUACAAAAUUGCAAGCAAAAAACGUAAGUUUGAUAAGUAAGUAUCUUUGGAUAAAUAGAGAGAUAAAUUAUGAAUAAUUGAAGCACGCUAUUUAGUCCCUAAUCUUUUUCAUGUAACGUGUAUAAAUAAAUUUGUUUUUAUUUUCACCUAUUCUUCUUCAAUGAUUAACAGCCACGCAAAACUUGAACAACGAGCAUCAGAUGAAUGAAACGAGGUUGUGCACUAGAAUUCGGAAUUUGGAAAUUGUAAAUUUUUGAUCCCCUCUACUCUAGAUUUUCUGACUCCUCCAGAUGUGCAUUCAUCGCUCAAUUCCUUUAUGAACACCCAUCAUUCAGAUUCUAUCAAAUCUCAUUCCUUAGUACUCAAUGAAAUCUUUACAUUAUCAUUAUUCUUAAAACAGAAAGUUUAAUGUAUCUCUAUGUCUACAUCGUCAUUUACAUGAUUCUAACGUCUGUCGUGUACGUGUCUAGGCUAAUUACUCCAACGGAAAUCAAUGUGAAUGCUUGACAUAAUAAAGAGUGA
Tigriopus californicus is the source of this 2652-nucleotide messenger RNA. RefSeq names its product transcription factor GAGA-like. Bases 271 to 1830 code for a protein of 519 amino acids. The record is from RefSeq and is a predicted model, not a curated record. The transcript is spliced from 6 exons. Gene Ontology annotation, cellular component: nucleus. Lineage: Eukaryota; Metazoa; Arthropoda; Copepoda; Harpacticoida; Harpacticidae. Gene Ontology annotation, biological process: regulation of transcription by RNA polymerase II. Gene Ontology annotation, molecular function: protein binding.